AUGAAAACAGCUGCGAGCGCGACGGUCCUCGUCAUCGGCUCGGGUGCACGCAUCCCCAAGUUCCGCGAGUUCCUCUCCAUGGAUGGUGCACGCGAGUACCUCGAGGAGCUCGGCGAGGGAAAUUACGUCGUCAAGGCCGAUGGGUUCUGCGGUGGUAAGGGUGUCAAGGUGGCUGGAGACCACCUGAGCUCAAUUGACGAGGCGCUUGCGUACUGUGAGGAGUGCCUUCCACACUUCGUGCUGUGCGAGCGACUGCGUGGCGAGGAGUUUUCGGUUCUCUCUUUCACCGACGGCGAGACGCUCUCGCACAUGCCCGCCGUGCAGGACCACAAGCGCGCGUACGAGGGCGACCAAGGGCCCAACACGGGGGGCAUGGGCACGUACACGUGCGAGGAUCACCUGCUGCCUUUCCUCUCGCAGAAGGCGCUCGAUGAAGCGCGCGCAAUAAAUGGAGCGUGCGUGCGCGCGCUGCGUUGCGAACUCGGCGAGCUCUACCGUGGCAUCCUCUACGGUGGCUACAUGCUCACGCCCAAGGGUGUCAUGCUCAUCGAGUUCAACGCCCGCUUCGGCGACCCCGAGUGCAUCAAUUUGCUCGCGCUCCUCGACCAUGAGCGCACCGAUUUCCUUACGGUGUGCGAAGCGACUGCCAGCGGCGGGCUCGCACGCGUGCCCGUCCACUUCCAGCCACUCGCCUCGUGCUGCAAGUACGCAUGCCCCGAGGGCUAUCCCGACACGCCGCUUAAGGGCUUCGAGGUGGACCUCAGCGGCCUCGAGUCGCCCGAAUUCGCCUUCCUCGGUGCCAUCGACCGCGACGCUGCGGGCACGCUGCGCGGCACCGGCUCGCGCGCCGUCGGAGUCGUCGCGCUCGCCGCCGACCUCAACUCGGCUGAAGCGCGGGCCGAGCGCGAGGUGAGCGCCGUCAAGGGGUCGCUCUUCCACCGGAGUGACAUAGGCAAGGAGCCGCUCGUCGCCUCGCGCGUCAAGCGGAUGCUCGAACUGCAGGCGGCGGCCGCCGCGGACGGAGCCCCUGGGGGGCGUGUCGUGCGCCUUGGUGUGCUAGGCUCCACGCGCGGAUCGUCGCUGCAGCCAGUGCUGCGCGCGCUCGCCGCGGGUGUGCUUCGCCACGUGACGAUUAACCUCGUGCUCAGCAAUAAGAAGGACGCUGGCAUCCUGCGGCGCGCAGCGCUGCACGGCCUACCGCACGCCCAUGUGCCCGUGAACGGCCGCAGCCGCGAUGCGUACGACGCCGAGAUCACGCAGCGGCUGGAGGAGGCUGGCUGUGAUGCCGUCCUGUGCGUUGGAUGGAUGCGCAUCCUCUCGGCGCCCUUUUGCAUGCGCUGGCGUCAGCGCGCUCUCAACGUGCACCCGUCGCUGCUGCCCGCCUUCGCGGGCGGCAUGGACCUCGAGGUGCACUCGGCCGUGCUCGCGGCCGGCGUGCCGGAGAGCGGCUGCACAGUGCACUUCAUCGAGGAGGCGGUAGAUGGCGGCCAGAUCGUCGUUCAGAAGCGCUGCCCUGUGCUGCCCUUGGACACGCCCGAGAGCCUCAAGGCGCGCGUGCAGCCCCUCGAGGGCGUCGCCUUCCUCGAGGCGAUUGGCAUAGUGGCCGCCCAAGUGCGCGCAGCCGCCUGUUCUGACCCGCCUGCUCUGAGCUGA
Chrysochromulina tobinii is the source of this 1653-nucleotide messenger RNA. The record is from the annotation of a GenBank genome assembly. NCBI's taxonomy places the organism in Eukaryota, Haptophyta, Prymnesiales, Chrysochromulinaceae.